Messenger RNA from Dromiciops gliroides (monito del monte), 4538 nucleotides. It is a transcript of the gene RIGI, whose product is annotated as DExD/H-box helicase 58. The coding region runs from base 98 to 2905 and encodes 935 amino acids. The record is from RefSeq and is a predicted model, not a curated record. The transcript is spliced from 18 exons. Gene Ontology annotation, cellular component: cytoplasm. Gene Ontology annotation, molecular function: ATP binding; double-stranded RNA binding; zinc ion binding. NCBI's taxonomy places the organism in Eukaryota, Metazoa, Chordata, Mammalia, Microbiotheria, Microbiotheriidae.
UCUCCUCCCCACUCCACCCCCCACCCCCCACAUUGUUGGGUGCUUGGAGCCUCCCGUUUCCCCCUAGAGCUGCCUCGGGUUUUAAAGAGGAGACAACAUGACUGAAGAGGAGAAGAAAAACCUGAAAGUUUUCGGAAACUACAUAAGGAACAUACUGGACCCAACUUAUAUCUUGAAUUAUAUGACUGACUGGUUCUCGCAAGAAAAUAUACAAAGUAUCCAAGCUGUGAAAACAAAUAAGGGAGUCACAGCAGCCGCUACACUUUUUCUCGAGUGCUUAUUAAAAUUUGAAGAGACUGGUUGGUUCAGGGGCUUCCUGGAUGCCCUUCAUGGAGCAGGUUAUACUGGUCUUUUGGAAGCUAUUCAAAAUUGGAAUUUCCAGAAGAUUGAGAAGUUGGAGAAGCCCAAAGAGCUCUUGAAAUAUUUACAUAAAGAAUUUAGAGAUGGCAUUCAUGCAGACAUCAUCCUUCCUAGAAUUUCUAAGUGCCUACUAAAUCAGCAGUGUGAAGAGAUCAGACAGGCUCAAAACAAUGCUGGGAACAUUGCUGGUGCAGAUAAAUUGGCUGAACAUCUUCUUCGAUCAGACAAAGAAAACUGGCCCAGAGUACUGAAGUUGGCUUUAGAAGCUGAAGAAUAUGAAUUUAGUAAGCUGUGGACCGUGGAGGAAGAUAUAAAUGGAACAGAAGAUGUUGAGAUUGAUGACUCUCAGGAUGAAGAUGGUGGUAUGUCUUCCAUACAGAUAUGCUACAAAGAAGAAUCAGAAGAGCAAAAUCUCAGUGAGAACUCGUGUCCACUUUCUGAAACUCCUGAGAAGUCACAGUAUAUCCCACUGAAGCCAAGGAGUUACCAACUGGAGCUCGCCAGCCCAGCUUUAGAAGGAAAAAAUACAAUAAUAUGUGCACCCACUGGAAGUGGGAAAACCUUUGUUGCACUUCUCGUAUGUGAAAGUCAUCUAACAAAUAACCCAAUGGGACAGAAAAGAAAGGUUGUCUUCUUGGCUACUAAAGUCCCAGUGUACGAACAGCAGAAAUCUGUGUUCACAAAGCACUUUGAAAGGCUGGGGUACAAAGUCACAGGCAUUUGUGGAGAAACUGUUGAAGAUGUCCCUGUGGAACAUGUUGUUGACAGCAAUGAUAUUAUUGUGCUGACCCCACAGAUCCUUGUGAACAGCCUCAGGAGUGGGACCAUUCGAUCCCUCUCUGUUUUUACUCUGAUGAUUUUUGAUGAAUGCCACAACACCAACAAAAACCAUCCUUAUAAUGUGCUCAUGAUCAAUUACCUGGAUCAGAAACUUAGAAGAUCAGCAGGCCCACUGCCUCAAGUCAUUGGAUUGACUGCUUCUGUAGGAGUUGGUGAUGCCAAAGAUAAGUCUGACACAAUAGAACAUAUCUGUCAGCUCUGUGCCUGUCUUGAUGCAUCAGUCAUAUCAACAGUGAAGAAGAACGUGAGUGACUUGGAGCAAGUUGUUUAUAAACCAGAGAAAUUUUUCAGAAAAGUUCCACCACAGCCUGUCAACAAAUUUAAAUUUGUGAUUUCUAAGUUGAUGGAAAAGACAGAGAAUCUGAUAGAAAAGACUUUUAAAGAAUAUGGUCUAUUCCAAGGAAAUAAACUAGAGAAUUUAUCUAAAAUUCAGAAUAGAGUCUUUGGAACCCAGAAAUAUGAACAGUGGGCCAUUGAUGUCCACAAAAAGUGCAUGCUAUUGCAAAUGGAGGACAAAAAGAAAGAAAGAAAGAUUUGUAAAGAGCUUUUUCUGUAUACUUCACAUUUACGGAAAUACAACGAUGCCCUUAUCAUCAGUGAAGAUGCUCGGAUCCAAGAAGCUCUGAGAUACUUGAAAGAAUUCUUUAGAGCAGCAGAAUCAAUUGAUGAGACUGAAAAAUACCUCAUUCAUCAGUUUGAAGAAAAGCUUCAGGAACUGGAAGCUAUUUCCGCAGAUCCAGCCAAUGAGAAUCUCAAGUUGGGUGACCUCACCUUUGUCUUGGACGAACAAUAUCACCAGAACCCAGAAACCCAGACUAUUCUCUUUGUAAAGACAAGAGCUCUGGCAGAUGCCUUGAAGAAAUGGAUGGAAGAAAAUCCCAAACUUAGCUAUCUAAAACCUGUUGUAUUGACUGGACGCGGCAAAAGAAAUCAGAAUACAGGUAUGACUCUCCCAUCACAGAUGGGUGUAUUGGAUACAUUCAGAACCAAAGGAGAGAACAAGAUUCUGAUCGCCACUUCAGUUGCUGAUGAAGGCAUUGACAUCGCACAAUGCAAUCUGGUCAUUUUGUAUGAAUAUGUUGGCAACGUCAUCAAGAUGAUUCAAACCAGAGGUCGUGGAAGAGCAAAAGGGAGCAAAUGCUUUCUUCUGUCUAGUAAGGAAGAAGUCAUUGAAAAAGAACAGGCCAAUCUAUAUAAAGAAAAAAUGAUGAAUGAUGCCAUAGAAGAAAUACAGACAUGGAAUAAAGAUAUAUUUAUUAGAAAGAUCUGCCAUUUACAACUUCAAGAAAAAGCCAUCAGAGAUAAUGUAAUAGUCCCUAAACCACAGCUGGAAGAGAAAAACAAAAGACUGCUUUGUAGGAAGUGCAAAAUCUUUGCAUGUCAUAUAGCUGACAUUAGAGUGGUGGAGGACACUCAUCACACCGUGAUAGGGGAUGCAUUUAAGAAAGCAUUCGUGACUGAGCCACACCCCAAACCAAAGAGCUUUGGGUUCUUGGAGAAGAAAGGAAAAAUAUUCUGUGCAGAAUCUAGCUGCCAUCAUGACUGGGGUAUAUUUGCAAGAUAUAAGACAUUUGAUGUUCCUUUCAUAAAAAUUGAUAGUUUUGUUGUGGAGGAUGUUGCGACUGGGGCUCAGACUCUGUACUCCAAAUGGAAGCAUUUUAAUUUUAUGAGGAUCCCAUUUGAGGCUAGAGAAAUGUCAAACUGAGGACAGGUUUUCCCUCUCCCCAGCUAAUGUAAAUGCUAUUGUAGAUUCCACUCAGAGAACAGUUCAUCAAAGGCCCAUCUAGAAAGUGCCUAACAUGAUCUAAAUCUCAGUUCUUCAAAAGUUCUUUUGUACCCCUUUUGUUAAAAAAACAAAAACAAAAAAACCCUUUGGUAAGAACAAAUAUUCAUUUCUCAGUGUACCAUAAUUUGUAGUCAUGCCCCAAUAGAUGUGUUCUUCACCCCUCCAUCCCACCCCCGUUUUCCAUUUCUAGUUGGUCAUCUGAAAAAGAGCUGCCAGGCACUAAGAAGUGCAAAUAAUGAAUCCAGUGAAGUGGUUCUGUUAUUCAAAUUACCGGUGACCUUACUUCACACAAUUGUUAGUUUGAAUAGCACAAAUUCAAAUAUGUGCAACCACUUCAAGGAAUUAUUUUCAUUAAUCAGGACCUAGUUGUAAAUAUUUUAAUACCUAUGGAUCCUUUUCUUUUCUUUUCUUUUUUGAUCUUUUUGGUAUAUAUAGGCCUAAUAAUGAUAUCAAUGAAUACUCACAGGGUAUACAUUUUUUUGGGGGGGGGCGAGGCAAUGAGGGUUAAGUAACUUGCUCAGGGUCACAAAGCUAGUGUCAAGUGUCUGAGGCUAAAUUUGAACUCAGGUCCUCCUGAAUCCAGGGCCAGUACUUUAUCUACUGCGCCACCUAGCUGCCCCAUAGAGUAUACAUUUAAGUAAUUUUUUGGACAUAAUUUGAAAUCACUUUCUUAUGAUGGCUGUAAAUACAUAUUGAUUUAUAGUCUGUGCUUGGGUUUUUCAUCUUAGCCUCUCUCCUCUGAAAACUGAAUCCAAUAAAUAGUUGUGAUUAAAUGGUGGUGUAAGGUUUGUGAAAUACUUUAUACAUGUGAUUUGAUUUGGUCCCCAGAGAUGAAAGUGACUCACCUGAAGUUGAACAGCCAAGCAAACAUUCCAGGCCAGGAUUUGAACUCUGGUUAUUCUUCACUCUAAGGCCAGUGUUCAUUCCACUGCAGCAUGAUGCUUUUCACAUAGGAUCAUCUAUUCAGAGCUGGAAGGAACCUUAAAGGAUAUCAGGUCCAACCUCCUCAUUUUACAGAUGGGGAAACUGAGGCAUAAAAUAGCUAAUUUCUCUAUAUAUGGUCACACAGGUAGUAAGUGUUGAAUGACAGAUUUGAACCCAUCUGGCUGAAUUCUACUGUCCUAUCCCUUACAUGAUGCUGCCUCUUAAAUACAUGGCUCAUGUUUUCACUGACUGCUAAUGAAAAUUAAAAGAACCCUUUUGAGAUCAGCAAUAUUAUGGUAAACAGUUGUUACUUGUUUAAAUGAGAAUUUGAAAAUACUCAAGAACUCUUGUUUGUAAGUGGCAUUCCCAUCUUUCUAAAGUCUAAACCAACAAUCCCUGAGACAUUUUCAUAGGGUCUGCUAGGUCAAAACUAUUUUCACAAUAACACUGGCAUUAUUUUCCAGCCACUAGUUUAUAAAGUAUACUUGAACUGCUUCUAAAUAAUUAUCUUCUUAGAAAUGCAAAUUAAAACAACUCUGAGGUACCACCUCACACCUAUCAGAUUAGUUAAAUGUUGGAGCAUAUGUGGGAAAACUGGAACAUUAAUGCAUUGUUGGUGGAGUUGUAA